Messenger RNA from Carica papaya (papaya), 746 nucleotides. Lineage: Eukaryota; Viridiplantae; Streptophyta; Magnoliopsida; Brassicales; Caricaceae. The record is from RefSeq and is a predicted model, not a curated record.
UUCCUCGAGCUCUCCUCCUCCCCUUUCCCUUCUCUUCCCUCCCCUUCCCCCCACUUCCCACCCCUCCAUCGCGUCAUAAACCUUGAUCUCCCCGUUGAUGACCCUGAGAGGAAUGAAUUCCUCACCGAUCCUCUCGGCGACGUCGUCGUUGCUGGACACGUGCUCUUCUUCCCCAACUACUCCACCUUCAUGAGCAAGCCUGGGUUCUACGUGGAGGACCUGUUCGUGAGAGAGUGUUAUAGGAGGAAAGGUAUGGGGAGGAUGCUUCUGUCGGCAGUGGCUAAGCAGGCGGUGAAGAUGGGUUACGGCAGGGUUGAAUGGUCUGUUCUUGAUUGGAAUGCGAAUGCCAUUAAGUUCUAUGAGCUGAUGGGCGCUAAGGUGUUGCCGGAAUGGAGGAUUUGCAGGUUGACUGACGAGGCUCUCCAGGCUUACGAGAAUGCUAAGAUUUAAGAAACCUCAAACUUGAUGUGCGAUUUAAGAAUCCCGGGUUUAUUAGUAUUUGAGGGAUCAAACGCGCAGGAUUUAAUUAGGAUUAUGGGGUUUUCCUCUUUUCUCUGGGAAAAUCUGAACGUGUUUGGAUGGAUUUGGGGACAGAUUAAAACUGGGUAAGUAAUAAGAUUAUAUUGUCUGUUAAAGCUGAUUUUAGACAAUUAGUAUUUCAGUUUUCUGCUACUUGUAAUUGCUAAGUCAAAACUCUUUUAACAUGAAAUAAAAUGCCUGGUCUGGAAAGUCUUUUCCAUUUAUUA